AAUGUUAAAUAAACUCUAAGUGGUAGUAAAUAUGUUGAAUUAAAAGAUAGUUGGAAUUAAUUUUUUGGAAGAAAUGGACGAGGAAAUGUGUGAAAAAAGUGAUAGAAAUAAAAAUUGAAGACGGCCACGGCACUGCUGCUGGAAAGGAAAACGAAAAGAAGGCGAAGCACUUGUCUCUGCAAAAUUAUGGUUGCACAAGUUCUUUUUUUUUCUCUGUUUGUUUGCCUCAUCGAGGAAAAAAAGCAUUUUUGAUGAGUACCCGAAUGCGAACCCGACCCGAGGCUUUAAAUCAAGUGAUAUCGAUUUUAUCACGAAAGUUCAUCAUUUCGAAUGUUGAUUUGUUAUCAUUUUCUAGUUUAGGUCUGCAAUCGCUUAUCAAAUAAACUUAAGACAGCCAAAAAUAUAUGUUCUUGGCGUUUCUGGUGAAUAUUAUAAAAUUGAUAAACCACACCCGCAUUUUGUCAAAUAGAAAAUAAACAACAAUCAGCAUUCGCAAAUCUUUGAUUUUGGCUGGCAAUAAUUCCUUUGUGAGAUUGUAGGAGUGUCGAUGUUGAGUGCGGUGUGAUCACCAGCGAAAGCGUUUAUUUUUUUUUUAUCUGACGCUAGAAGACUCGUUUAGAUGCUUAAAGUGACGAUAACAAAUUAAGACAGGAAAAAAAAACAAUAUUGAAUGAAUCAUCCCUGCAGUAGAACUACUGCGACUAUACAUCUCACAGAGUGUUAAUUUUGUGUAUUUCGAUAUCUAAACCUGCUGCCGUCCUUGGUCCUGUGAUGGAAAAAUUGUAAAAUGCAGAUUUUUAUUUGAGCGAUCGCCUGUAGCAACGAAAUUUAUGCAAAUAAACACUCCAUAGACAAACACUUUUGUUUUCGAAGCAAAGCAAAACAAAAAUGACAAAAACGAUAUCACACAAAGACUUGAGAUAAGCCAAUAACAACACUCACUUGGCAAUGCAUACCUCAAGUAUUCUAUGGAUAAUACCUCUUAUGCAAUAAACCGGAUUCAAGGCAUCUGUUAAUGCGCGGUUUGCCACGCUUAAAAAUACUUGGGACACAGUGCAAACUCAAUUGAUAACAAUAAAUCAAAUACUCCAUUUUGGGCAAGUGAAAUUAUGUGCAUUAUAAUUUAAAAAGCAAUACAAAUUCCAAAAUGAAUUGCGAUGAAACUGGCAUUCAGAAUAAUCAAACAGCAGUAGUAGCAAUAGAGGGUCAUAGACGAACACCGAAUGAUGGCAAUGAAAUAAACCAUGAAAUCGAAUAUAGUGACGUUCAUUGCUCAGCCCAACGACUAUCCACAGACGAAUCGGCUGGUUCCGCCUUUGAAAUAGUCAAUGCAGGUGGGAGUAGCUGCGAGAGGCCGAGAACUAAACCGCCUUCAUUGGACAUUGCUCAUCGACAGGGAAGCGGAUCAUCAACUAAAACUUGCGAAGCUGAUUGCGGGGAGGAGAGGGAUACUUUUUCACCCAUCAGCACAAACAGCAGCCCAAGUGAACACCCAAGACUAACCGAUGAAUCAGAAAUUCACAAGUGCAAUGGCGGCAUUGAUGUAGACAAUAAAUUGUUUGAGAGCAAAGCUAAGCAUCCGAUACCUUCUGCGAUCUCAACCACAAAAGAGGAAAAGCAGAGGCAGAACGAAGAGAUUGUCAUAAUGGAGACAUCAUCGGUGUCUUCCGAAACUGGUUCUUGGGAAUCUAUAUUUCCUAACCAUGGCAAGAUAACUGAAGCGGAUCUCCGCAAAUGCUGCAAUGAUUUUCUGCAAAACGAGAGACAAAACUACUGCGGGGGAAUUGAAAAGCCUCCAAGUGUUACUGCAUGUUUCAUAGAUGCAUCUUCCCUGCGCGAUGAAGAAGAGGAGCAAUUGGCUUUCACGAGCCAAGAAACGGCUGUUCUAAUGAAUAAUAUUGUUGCCGAGCCUCUGGAGACUUUCCAACAGGGUUUCAAGUUCUGUAAGACGAAUCGACCAAAAUUAAAUGAAAAAAAGGAGGAAAACUCAAAAAGCAAUAGUUCCAGCGAUGAAUCUCCUCAAAAGGUUGACGACACUGAUCAGAUAAAUAAUUUAUCGGAUGAAGAGAAGCUAUCUAGAAAGCGGGACAAAACCAAGUGCAAUGAUCCUUUUGGAGCUAGGUCUUCCACUCGGUUAUAUGAACCUGCUGCCGAUGAUAAACGUGAAGAACGCGAUUCGUCGUCUUCUUCGUCAGAUAGCAAUGAAGCAGUUAUCAUGCGAAAGGCAAAGGAAAGGAAGCAAGGUCAAUUUGUAUUCCAGCACAAUAUACAGCAAUUUUCGGGCCACAUGAUAAGUCCAAAAAUUCCAUUUACCAAUGACAUAAGCUACACAACGGAUUACUCCUCCUCAAGCCCAGCAGCCAGCCUAGUGUGGUCAUCUGAUUUGGAGCGAAAUCAAAAGUCCUCAUGUAUGCUUCCAGACACUCCACAUAACUCAAUUGUGCAGGUUCAUGCAAGAGUGGACUAUCGUGAUUCUGGGGCUUAUUGCAGUGAUGCAACGGAUAGUCCGAUUCCGGCUCCCAGAACACCGAAAAGGUUUUCCAAGUUCGAUGAGGCAAAUCCAAUUGUGUCGGGUGGAGCGUCAAUCAAGGAUUUCAAUGUAAAGCAAUGCGAAAGUCCACCAGUGCGACGAAAAACUGAAUCAUGCCCAAUAGUUUCGGGUGGUUUUAUGUCUCUCGAUUUCGAACGUGCCAACAACGAUGACGAAGAGUUUAAAAUUAAGCCCAAAAUGAGAAAAUCUCAGGCCCCUGGGGUUUCGUCUUGGGUAGUUGACAUGAGCGACUGUAAAAAUAGGAAGGAUUCAAGUUCCUCAUCAAGUGGCGAUACUAUGUCAAAAAGUGGAUUUUUCGUUUCUUUGGAAAAUUAUUCGGCCAAUGACGAGAAACCAAUCGCUGUCGAACGAAAGAAAUCGUUUUCCGACAAUACAAAAAAACCACAAGGUUUUUACGUAGAUCUUUCAGAAGAUGAUGACUCUCGGAACGCAACCCCACCUCCAUCGCUUAAUAAUCCAACUCAAGGAUCAAGAGAUGGGAACGAUAAAAAGAAUAUAUUCUCAAUGUUUAUUGACUUUGGGGAAAAGAAACUGGGAUCUAAAAAAGAACCGCUUUCAUUGGCCGCCAGGCUCUCUAGUUCGUUCAAUUUGAAGCGAAGCACCAAUGAUGAACUCAUGAAAUCUAGCACAAGCUCUACGGAAACACUUAUGUCAAAAAGUAGUCAUCAACCGCACUCAGAUUCUGAUCAUAAAGGUGAGGAUGAAUUUAAAAAACAUGCAAUUGAACCCUUGCCAACCACUGUUGCGGCAAUAAGAAGAAUUUCCAAAAAUUUCACGUCGUCCAGUGAUCCCAAAAGACAUUCGUGGGCAAACAACUCAAAUAAUACAGUACCUAGCGCAGACUGUAAGCGAUCCAUGUCUUUGACCGGUGAUAAAGGACUAAUGAACAUCAUCGACAAAAUUCCUUUGAUCUCAAAAACAUCUAGUUUGUCGGUAGAUUCCUCCCUGUCACCAUUUGAUGACCUUACCUCAUCCAAGAGUGAAAUCGGGAGCACUUACUCGAACACUUCUACCACAUCGGGUUCUGUGCCCGAUAAUGUAGGAGUAGAAAAUGCCAAUCACAUUCCCGGCGCUGCGAAGGUGAAAAAACAUCGAAGGGAUGUUCAAUUGAACGAAACUUUCGACAAAAGUAGCGUGGCAUCUCUUACCGAUGGAGUUCUUUCCAAGGACCUUUCGCCCAUUUCAACUGGCACCGACACAGAAGAUCUCACAUUCCAACAAGAAGAGGAGGGCAUUUUGCAUGAUAAAAAUGAACCUUCGUCACAUCAACAAAUCAAAGACCUUACUAGCAGGUCAUUGGUUAUGGAGACCAUCAUCGAGGCAAAGGAGACAUCGUCUCCCAAGAAGUCAGCAUCAAAUUAUUCAUCGACCCACACUAUGGAGUCGCUGAAUGCCACAAUUGAAAAGCAGAAACAACUUCUCGAAACCGUUACCGAAAAUGCUGUAACGGAGUCGCGGUCUUUUGUGAAGCUAUCCGAUAUGGAUAAGCCUCUAGCUAAAUUCGAACUUCAUUCUCCAAGCGAGACCAUGUCAAAGUCAGUUGGAAACCAUCGUCAAAUUAAUCGCCUAUUUCAUGACACCUCUCGCGCUCGACCACAUUCCUGGACUAUGUCCCGAUCCACAGGUCCCAGUAUUUUGAAUAUAACAAAUUCUGUGGAUAAUUUGAAAAGUCUAUCGCGUCUUUUCCCACAAUUCUCCAAGGAACUUAGCUGCAGCUUGCCAAACGACUUUGUGGGGAAUGUCGAACAUAUGGAUUAUGUUAACUCAUCAGACUUUUCGAUAAAUUCUAGUCUUGCGUCGAGUUUUAGUCGCUCGGGAAUGGACGAAUCGUCCAUUUCGUGUCGACAACCACGACGACUUGGCGAAGAUUUACUCAAGAUGUUCCUACAGGAGUUGGCCACAGAUAUGACAGUAGAGGUUAACGGUCGACGCAUAAAAGCUCACAAAUGUAUCCUUCGAUCGAGAUGCCAAUACUUUGCAGCCAUGUUAGCUGGCGGAUGGGCGCAAAGCUCGGGCAAUGUCGUAUCUCUGCCUGGAUAUUCGUUCAGUGCAGUCCACUUUGCGCUGUGCCACAUUUAUUCGGGUGCAUCACAUCCUCCCGACGGCAUUAGUUUAAUGGAACUAGCUGCUUUGGCUGAUUUGCUUGGAUUAGAAGGGUUGAAAGAAGUAACAGCACACGCUCUAAAAAGCAAUUACUGCCACAACUUCCACAAACCUUGCUCAGGUUGCAUCGAUGGCAUACUGCAAGUUCUACCGGUGGCUCUUAACCAUGCCCUAGAUGAUCUAUAUAGAAAAUGUCUAAAAUGGACUUGUCGACAUUACUUGAAGGUGUGGCCAACUAGAUCGUUUGCACAAUUACCAUCGGAUAUUUUAUAUCGAUGCCGUCAACAAAUUGUGGCUUAUUUGACAUCAGAAACAGUUCUGGACUCGGUUCUGGAUUGCGACAACCUGCUGGCUCAAUUGGCGCCUUUCCGAUGGGCAUCAGUAAUUGAAAAACUGGUACGAGAUAUCCUUGAUGUUGCGUACGGCUAUAUUUCUGAUCACUUUUCAAGCCUCAUUGCAAGCGAUAGUUUCCUAUCGCUAGGACAUGAUAAAAGUUGUCAUAUUCCGCGAUUGGAAAGUCUCCUAUUACGGACUGCUUCGUCACUGACACCAGAUCAAGCAUGUCGCAGUUACCAAAGGAUUACACGUCUUAACACUGUUCUUUCGGCAAAAAUACUUAAAAUGCCAAAUUUGGGAGAGUUGGCAAAGGAAUUGCAAGGAUUGCAUGAAGAGGAAUUGGAAUGGAAUGAAGAAUUUAUCAGAUUGAUAAGUGCCAUUUUAUCUACGGUCGAACAAUGUCUUACACGGCAAUGCUCACGAGCUAUGCGUGUGAAUGCUUGGCAGAGAAUGGAUUUGGAGUUGCGAAAGAAGAUACAAACCUUAGCUCGGCUGACUGAACCCGUAGAUUUGAGACGAGGAAAAUCUGUUACAAAAGCGUUCUCUUUUGGUGGUAGCAGCAACAGAAAUCAAGAUCUUUACCAAUUUAAGUUGGCCAUUCAAGCACAUUCUAAGCGUUCGCUAGCCAAUGACUCGCAACUUUUUAAAGCAACCACGCAUACUCAAACGCACGCCCAGGAUCAUAGUAUUCAGACUGCAGAAAGAGGUGUUCAAGCCAAUAAUGAUGUCAACGAAAAUAAAGUUAAAAUUGUCAAAACGAAUUCGAGAGCACAUGUUCCGCUUAUAACAAAACAACAACAAACACAUCAUAAUGCAAGUGAGAAGUCUUCCUCUCAUCGUCGAACUCAAUCAGAAGCGUCUGCUAUUCGUAUUUCUGGCCAAAAACAAGUAAAAAAUAUUCCUGAGGCAGCAACAGAAAAGCCAAUUGCCCGUCUAACUGAAGUUCGUCCCCGCUACCUUGAACCGAGAAAACCACGAGGUACAAUAAAUACUAACGGCCCCGUUCGCAGUCAAACCAGCUCCAGUAUUCCCUCUACCUUAGCAAAGGGAAAACAUAUUUCCUCUAGCGAUAGCUCUCGCAAUUCUAGCCCUGCCAUUCGCAGAAAUAAUGCAAACUCAGACAGAAAGAUAGGAACUAAGUCUAUUAACAUGUCAUUAGACAGUUUGGCAUCACCCUCUCGCAAGGCCAAGCCCAAAGGCAAAUCAUCAAAUCCCGACGUAUGUGUCGAUUCUUUGGCUGAUAGCAUGAAAAGUUCAAUGAUAACCGAUAAGACGGUAUCUCAGGAAUCCCUUGCUGGUGGCAAAUUGUCUCGUUCGAAUCCGGUGAUAAGCAAUAAGAUUGCGGUUAGGCAACUGAAAAACCAAGCAGCGCCAAAGGUCGCUACAAACCGUCCACUGGCAAAGGGGCGACAAAUUUCAUCACACAACACUACCUCGGCUGGAUCGAGUCCUUCAUCCCUGACCAAUAAGUCCGGCAGUCGCCUCUCAAGUGUUAGCUCGGUAAACUCACCCCGAGACGCAUUCAAAAAUCGUUCAAUCUCCGUCCCUGGCAACCAAAGUACCGCAUCCACCGGACAACCAACACCAACAGUUGCACGCAAGAGUUUUCUUAGUGCAAAAUCCAGAGAGAUACUCGCGAGACGAGCAGAAAAAAAUAAACAGCAGCAACAGCAACAACAAUCGAGCAGUGGCGAAGAAAAGAGUCAUUCUACGAUAUCAUCAUCGUACAAACCCCAGCCACUGUUAAGAGGAGGCAUCGGUCGGGAAUCUAUGCCUCUGUCAAACCGAAAUUCUCACUCGAACAUCCCAACUCGAAGGCCGAAUUCGUUGCAUUUAAAGAAAACAUAUAUGAGCGACCAAAGGACCCAAAACAACCAAUAUCAAGAAUCGCAGAAAUCAAAAUUCAAAUUUAAAAAUCCAAUCACAAACGGCAAUGGCAAUGACAACAGCAACAGCAAUAGCAAUACUAUUGAACUUCACAUCGAAAGUUCACCCAAGGAAACAACCAAAUGUAAUCGCAUCGAGACGAAGCUAGAGCGAUCCAGUACAUUUUGCAAAGAGUCUUCGGAUUUACUAAUGGAUGAGUUGCAGAUAAUAGAAUGAAGCAAAAUAUGAAAUUAGUCAGCAACACAUUUCAUUCCUCUCCAUCCUACCGCAACCAAUAACUAUGAAACUCAUGGGAUUGACCAAAUGGAACCUUUCAUUGAUUUGGAGUGAUUUGCACAUGGCCUGGUCUCUUAAAAUAAAAAAUUAAUAGACUUAUUGAAGAACAAUACUGCUCUAGUCAAAAUAGUGUAUGAAACUUUAGAACGCAUGAUUCACAUAUUAAUAUUGCAUCAACAAAACAAAAAUGUAUAAUGGGCAAAAGGUAUCAAGUUUAAAUUUUAGCUUAUCAUAGAUUUUAUUCUUAUAUAUUUUAUUGCGACAAUAUUUUAUUCUUGGCAACAAUACUUCUGCAUGAAUUUAUUGAAGACUGCCUUUGAAGAAAAUUUAGGAAAACAACAAGAAACUUUUUUAAAGUUAGACCAAUAUGAUUGUUGGCGCCCACAGUUAUGUUUAUUAACAAGUAGUAGUUCACACACAAAAUUGAGAUAAUCUAGAAUUAAUUAAAAUAUGAAUGUUGAAAAUUAAUUUUCAAUAAUUUUAGUUAUUUUUUUUCUUCCUUUUAAAAUAUUUGAAUUUAAAAUAAGUUGUUUAUUUAAUGUCACAAUGACUUAUAUUUACAACUUUUACUCUUAUUCGUUUAAAUAAAUAAAUAUUUUGAUUUGAUGAUUGAAUGAAAAACUUGCCUAUCAAAGCAUGAAAAUUAUUUAUUGAACGUAUAAGUAUAACUCUUAUACAUAUAUUUAGAAGCAUAACACAUUGAGAAAAAUGUUUUAACCAAAAAACUAUAUAUAUGCGCAUACGAUAUACAAAUUACUUAAUUAAAGAAAAAUCAAACUAUUAUUUGUUAAUCAUAAUUCAUAACUUAAUAAAUAAAAUAUCGUGAUAUAAUAUAACAAACAAAAAAUAUAAAGCGCUGCUAUCUUCGAGAAAAAGAAAAAAAGAUUACAAACUUAAAUAAUUUUUUUAUAUUUAUUAUUUUGUAAAUGUUUUGAUAUUAUUAUUUUAUCUAAAUAUUUUUACGCUGUUGUAACAACAAUAAUUUAUGCUUGUUCUACAUUUUACAUUUACUUCUUUUUUAUAAAAAAAAACUCCAAAAGUAUUUACAUGCUUGAUUUGCGUCCGUUUUAACUUGCAAUUGUAACUCUAAGUUUAAUUUAAGUUUAUAUUAAGUUUGGAUCACGUGAAAUUUAAUCGAUGAUGGUUUGAUUUCUGGCAUCUCUUAAUUUUUGUUUUUUAUAUAGACAAAAUAUUACUUUUGUUUUAUUUUAAUCAAAUUGAAAAACUUUAUCUUUUUUUUGUGAUAGAUUAUGAAAGGGUUUAUUAUGACGUUUAUUUCUUGAACUGCUAAAAAUUAAAUUUAUUAGUGGUCGAAAAUUUGUUUUUAUAUGAUGGUAAAGUCUCUCACUAAGCGAAACGAAAUUUAAUUAUGUAUGUACAUUUUUUUGUAUAAAUCAAAAAUUUCAAAUAAAUUUAUUAAAAUAGCUUGUAUGAUUUGUUUUAAGUAUUUUUUUUAUAAUACAAAAUAAAAUGAAUCUAAAAAUCAAAA
Messenger RNA from Eupeodes corollae, 8642 nucleotides. RefSeq lists its product as uncharacterized. Gene Ontology annotation, molecular function: protein binding. Lineage: Eukaryota; Metazoa; Arthropoda; Insecta; Diptera; Syrphidae. The transcript has 5 exons. Bases 1148 to 7093 code for a protein of 1981 amino acids. The record is from RefSeq and is a predicted model, not a curated record.